UAAUUUUAAGAUACACACUGCACCUUUAUUUUUGUUUUGUUUUAGAUAUUCCUCAGUAUGGAGAUUUUUGGAAUGUACAUAAAUGUGUUACUUAAUUAAGGUUGACCCACCUAUAGUUUUUAGUGAAACCGCCCAACCGAUUAAGUUGCCUCCAAAGAAUACGCCAAAUCCAGAAGGCAAAGAAGCAAAUAUCUCAGGAUGGGGUGUAGAAUCUGGUCAUCCACUAUAUCCAGCGAUACUUCAAACAGUAAAUCUAACAAUAAUCGGUAAUGAAUUAUGUGAAAACAUUAUGAAAGAUACUGAUUUACCGCUCGACUCCGAAAAGCAAAUAUGUGCACAUGCUGAUAUGUCUGAUGGUAUACCUAGAGGAAUAUGUCAUGGUGAUUCCGGUGGCCCAUUAGUUACUGAUGGAGUUCAAUACGGAAUUGUGUCAUAUAACUAUGGUGAUUGUGGAAGUGUGGAGUACCCAGAUGUCUUCACAAGGGUUGCCCAUUAUAUAGACUGGAUUGAAGAUAAACUAUAAAUGUGUAAUUUUAAAUAUUUCAACUAAAUUUAAAUAAUUACAUUCUUAUGUUUUUGUGAUGUUUAAUAAAAUAUAAACUUUCUAAGGUUAGUAAA
Molecule: messenger RNA, 618 nt
Organism: Psylliodes chrysocephalus
Lineage: Eukaryota; Metazoa; Arthropoda; Insecta; Coleoptera; Chrysomelidae
Source: the annotation of a GenBank genome assembly